Molecule: messenger RNA, 1464 nt
Organism: Oncorhynchus gorbuscha (pink salmon)
Lineage: Eukaryota; Metazoa; Chordata; Actinopteri; Salmoniformes; Salmonidae
Gene: tmem223
Product: transmembrane protein 223
Exons: 2
Coding region: 318-1238 (306 amino acids)
Biological process (GO): nervous system development
Cellular component (GO): mitochondrion
Source: RefSeq, a predicted model, not a curated record
UCUCAGUCCAUUUUUUCUGGCUCUUAUACAGACCCAGCAGCUAUUGCAUUGGUGUGAAUGGGAGAACCACCCCUUCAGUACACCGGAACUGUGACAAUUUUUUCAAUGGUAAAACGGCCUGUGUAGGACAUCUUUAUGUAUCCACCAUCUUUGAAGCUAUCACGCUUGCUUGUCACGACGUUACUUUUUGUGCCACUGCAGUCUCCGUAGAUAUCUAAACAUGGCGGCGUCCUACAAACCAGUUAUGUAGCUUGUGUACAGCUAUGUUCUGAUUGAAAAAAAUCUAAGGUUUCCAUAAAAAUCUGACAGUAAGAAAAAUGACAUUUCGGUAUUUGUUAAGCGGUAUAUCGAACUGCUGGUCUAGUCUUGCACGUCAUCGAUUAUCAAACGUUUCGCGAUUGCGGAACCUUAGCGAAGUGACACCGAGAGCGAUAUUGAGCCAUCCAUCACACACACCUUCACCAUCGUCGACAUGCACUGGCAUGAGCAAUGGCCACCUAUAUAGCCGUGUAAGAGUAGCAUACAGUUUGGGGAGAGAGGGUGCUAUAUGGGCAACAGAUACGUUGUGUUUUGGUCUGUUAUCAAUCCGCUCAAGAGUGAACACACAAAAACGGUACUUUCAUGUUAUGAAGAAACUGCACCAACAGGUGCCUCUUUUCCGCCCUCUUUCUACAUCGACAGCGGUUGCAAAAGACGUGAUUCUGUUUGAGCACGACCGAACAAGGUUCUUUCGCCUCUUAGCAGUCUUCUGUGGUGGUCAGUUUCUUUUCUGGACAUACCUGGCCCACUUCGCCUUUACUGGUCUUCGAGACACUGGUGGAAGUGGUUCUGGUGGGAGACAUGUCUCCACUACGGGCUUGGCAGGACUUUGGAGUUUCGAUAUGAACCUGGGAUCUAAUGCUUGGAGAUAUGGAUUCACACUGGCAUGCCUUGUUAUUGGUGGAGGGAUCAUGGGACUUGGUGCUCUGUUCUCCCGGCGUUCUGUCAGCCAGGUGAUUCUACAUAAGGGGGGCGGGAUGGUCACCGUGUCGACACAGUCACCCCUGGGACCAAACAAGGGACAGAGAAUUACUGUACCCUUGUCACAAGUGGCCUGUUACGCCCACAGACAAGAGUCUCCUACUUUCAUUCCCCUCAGGGUGAAAGAUCGCAAGUUCUACUUUCUUUUGGACAGAGAAGGCACACUGAAUAAUCCCCAACUGUUUGAUGUUACAGUUGGGGCAUAUCGAUCAUUCUAGGUGUGUCAAGAUAACAGAAUGUGACUUGUCCCCCAUUGUCAAUGCAACAUUGUGUCAGUACGAAGGGGUUGAUUGGAAUGAAUUCAACAAUCUGUUGGCUAAAGUUCUCAACAUAAACCAUUGAUUAAGUUUGCAAAAAUGUUGUUGGCUUUUUGUAAUUAAUUUGACAACAAAUAAGAUAUAGAUAUUAAUAAAAUGUGGAUGUAAAAAAAAGUUUCCAGUGCAU